Dendrobium catenatum is the source of this 858-nucleotide messenger RNA. RefSeq names its product protein PHLOEM PROTEIN 2-LIKE A2. The record is from RefSeq and is a predicted model, not a curated record. The coding region runs from base 96 to 665 and encodes 189 amino acids. Lineage: Eukaryota; Viridiplantae; Streptophyta; Magnoliopsida; Asparagales; Orchidaceae. The transcript is spliced from 3 exons.
AAUAGUAUAAAUAGAAGGCUUAAGAGAAAGACAAAGAAGCAAGAGGUGAGUAGUCAGAAAUUGUACAAGAAGAAAGCCAAGAGAGUCAGUUCAACAUGAGCCAAGGUGUAGCAAAUGCAGAGAAAAUUCACCAUGGCCCUCACUGGAAUGGGGAACACAAUGAAGAAUUCUUCAAAAUGGAUAAGAAAGAAAUUCAUAUCUCCUCAAGAGCCAUGAGAAUCACAUGGGGGAACGAUUGCAGAUUCUGGCAGUGGACUAAUUUAUCAAAAGAUGAAUCAUGCUUUGGCUUAGGAGCAGAGCUAAUUCAGGUAAAUUGGAUAGAGGUGGUCAGCUUGCUUGACUUGGAAAAAAUUCGCCUAGAUCCUAUGAAGAACUAUGAAGUGAUCUACAUAGUAAAGUUCAAGGUUGAUGCAUUUGGCUGGCAUUCUUGCCCUAUUAUAUUUGAAGUCUCAACCCCGGAUGGGAAGAAGAGAAGAAGGAGCGAGAUCUUGGACUAUUACAAGAAAAAUGGCCAUAACUGGCAGGAGAUCUACGGUGGGGAGUUCAGCUUAGCUUCUUCCAAUCUAAUGGGGAAAGUUGAGUUCAGUAUGAAGGAGGUGAAGACUGACUGGUGGAAAGGAGGCAUAGUUCUUGAAGGAAUCAAAAUAAGGCCCAAGGUUGCUUGAUCAAUUUUAGUUUAAAUCAUAUUUCCUCAUAUGUUGAGGGCUAUAGUUUUAGAGAACUAUUAGGAGGAGAUUGCAUUCGGAAAGAUGAUGCGUACCACUACUUAUGAAACGUCUCCUACAUUCAUUUUCUAUUCACCCAUGAAUUCAUUAAUCCAAACUAUGAUUUGCUUUGAGCUUUGGGCUUUCACAUCUA